CAUAAAAAUAACCGAACUCUACGAACAAAAGCGAACAACAAAGGUUAAGUUCGUUGGUUGAUAGUUUAGGUACUGAAAUCAAAUGUUUUAAUUAUAUUAGUUAGUGCAAAAUGGAAGAGUUUUGUGCAAAAAUACCUUGUAGAAAAGCCCAGUUAAACGAAUUAUUUAAUUUGCUUGGAGAUCACGAUGAACCGUUACCGUGUUCUUUGUUUUUAAGUGGCAACAUGGGCACCGGCAAAAGUUUGUGCAUCGAGUCAAUAUUGCAGUUUUUGUGCUACAAACAUGUAAUUAUAGACUGUAUAGAAUGUUAUUCAUCGAAAAUCAUGUUCGAGACGAUCUUGUCUGGCGUUGGAGGCGAUGACUUUCAUGUGAAAUGUGAAACUAUGUUGGAUUUAACGAAUGCUUUGAACCGUUUAGCUGAAGAUGCCUCCAGAUACGAGCCUAUUAUAUUGGUAUUUGACAGAGCUGAAAGAUUACGUAGUAUGGAUCAGAAUCUUAUGUGUACAUUGUUAAGGCUGAGAGAGCUUUGCAACUUAAAUAUUUGCACUAUAUUUGUUACUCAUCUAAUUUACGAUAAUUUCAACUUCAAAAUGGGCGUCCGCGAGCCCAUAACUAUAUAUUUCUCUAACUACAACAAAGAGGAACUAUUCAAGAUCAUAUUUUUGCAUCAAAAGUCCUUCGUCCACCACAUACUUAGUAAUCACAAUGUUGACGAUGAAUUAAAAAGUGAACUUGAGAAGCCAGAAUUGUUUGCUAAUUUCCUUAAUGCAUUUUUGAGUGUAUUCUACAGACCGUGUAGAGAUAUCAUUGAAUUACAACACAUGGCUAAAGUGAACUUUGCGAAAUAUUGUGAGCCAAUCAUAAAAUGUGAGAUUCAAGCUCAAGACUUGACAAAAUUAUGGAGGCACAUUUCUCCAAUAUUAAAAACAAGCCUAGAAUUACUAUACUUAAGAAUAAGUACAGAAAAAGGUAGCAAACAGUCACCGGGGAAAGAAAACAGUGAAUCUUAUGUGUCACAAGGUUGUAAGUUUGAAAAUAUGUUAAAGGAGGAAUUGAUGUCAACCAAGACUUUUGCGCAGAGUUUUGAACUGCCUUACUAUGCAAAAUUUCUACUUAUAGCGGCAUAUCUUGCUAGCUACAAUCCACCAAAGGAAGACAAAAGAUUAUUUAUGAAAAAUCAUGGUAAACAAAGAAAGAGACAGCAACAGGUCAAAGCUAAGGCGAAAAUCAGUGAAAAACUGAAUACACAGCUUGGUCCUAAAGUAUUCACCCUGGAUCGUUUACUUGCAAUUUUUUAUGCGAUUUUAGAGGAAAAAUUAGGUUUGACAAGUAAUUUACUGGCUCAAAUUGCAACACUGGUGGAACUGAAGUUGAUUGCCGGCAGUAAGGAAAUCGAUUUGGAUGUAUCAAAAUACAAGUGCAUCGUCGGUUACGAUUUCAUUACAGCUGUGGCACAGACAGUCGGAUUCAAUGUUAGAAAGUACUUGUAUGAUUUUAUAUAAUGUGUUAAUGCACGCAUGAAGUUAUAUUUAUUGUAAUUUGUGUAUUAAAUAACUUAGCUACAA
Plodia interpunctella (Indianmeal moth) is the source of this 1565-nucleotide messenger RNA. RefSeq names its product Origin recognition complex subunit 5 (gene Orc5). Lineage: Eukaryota; Metazoa; Arthropoda; Insecta; Lepidoptera; Pyralidae. Gene Ontology annotation, biological process: DNA replication initiation; DNA replication. The coding region runs from base 111 to 1502 and encodes 463 amino acids. Gene Ontology annotation, molecular function: DNA replication origin binding. Gene Ontology annotation, cellular component: nuclear origin of replication recognition complex; nucleus. The record is from RefSeq and is a predicted model, not a curated record. The transcript has a single exon.